Molecule: messenger RNA, 2168 nt
Organism: Hibiscus syriacus
Lineage: Eukaryota; Viridiplantae; Streptophyta; Magnoliopsida; Malvales; Malvaceae
Product: threonine dehydratase biosynthetic, chloroplastic-like
Exons: 9
Coding region: 73-1944 (623 amino acids)
Biological process (GO): L-threonine catabolic process
Molecular function (GO): pyridoxal phosphate binding; threonine deaminase activity
Source: RefSeq, a predicted model, not a curated record
UGACUUAGAGAACGCAUUUUCGCUUUUACCUUUUGUUUUUUCAUCUUAAUUUUUCAGAAAAAUUGAAAGACAAUGGAGGCUCUCCGCCUCACGCCGCCUCAGCCACUCCUACUCCGCCACAAACAGAGUGUCCCACAAACAUCCUUUCUUGGCCCCUAUAUUUCAAAGAAAGGUAAUCCCAACCUGCCUUGGAUCAGAGCCGCCGUGUCAAAACCGACGGCUGAGAUCUCUUAUCCGACCGUUACUUCUGGCGAGAACGCUGUCCUUUCGUCGUCCACGUCGAGCAUUGCAGCCGCUCCUUCCGCGCCGAGAAAGAAGGUGCCUAGUAAUUCCCUGCAGUAUCCGUCAGGGUACUUAGGUGCUUCACCUGAACGUUCGAUGGAUGAAGGAAAUGGGGACGUAAUAAAUGCGAUGGAGUAUUUAACAAAUAUAUUGUCGUCCAAGGUUUACGAUGUGGCGAUCGAGUCACCGUUACAGUUGGCGACUAAGCUGUCCGAACGAUUGGGCAAUCAAGUUUGGCUCAAGAGAGAAGACUUGCAGCCUGUUUUCUCUUUUAAGCUUCGUGGAGCUUAUAAUAUGAUGGCAAAGCUUCCCAAGGAACAAUUAGAAAGAGGGGUUAUUUGUUCAUCAGCAGGAAAUCAUGCCCAAGGGGUUGCAUUUUCUGCCAAGAGACUCGGAUGUCAUGCUGUUAUUGCUAUGCCUGUUACUACUCCAGAAAUUAAGUGGCAAUCUGUUGAGAGGUUGGGUGCAACCGUUGUUCUUAUUGGAGAUUCUUAUGAUGAGGCACAAGCAUAUGCUAAGAAAAGGGCUAAAGAGGAAGGUCUCACGUUUGUACCGCCAUUUGAUCAUCCAGACGUUAUUAUUGGACAAGGCACUGUUGGGAUGGAGAUUGUGCGCCAAACACUAGGCCCAUUGCAUGCAAUCUUUGUACCUGUUGGUGGUGGUGGGCUUAUAGCAGGUAUUUCUGCUUAUGUAAAGAGGGUUUCCCCAGAGGUGAAAAUUAUCGGAGUGGAGCCUUUUGAUGCAAAUGCAAUGGCAUUGUCACUGCAUCAUGGUGAAAGAGUGAUGCUGGACAAGGUUGGAGGCUUUGCAGAUGGAGUAGCUGUUAAGGAGGUUGGUGAAGAAACCUUCCGCAUAUGUAGGGAAUUGGUGGAUGGUGUUGUUCUUGUAAGCCGUGAUGCUAUUUGUGCCUCUAUUAAGGAUUUACAACUUGCACUGUUUGUGUUGCAGGAUAUGUUUGAAGAGAAGAGGAGCAUUCUUGAACCGGCAGGUGCCCUAGCUCUUGCAGGAGCCGAAGCAUAUUGCAAAUACUACGGCAUUAAGGGGAAGAGUGUUGUAGCAAUAACUAGUGGUGCAAACAUGAAUUUUGAUAAGCUUAGAGUGGUUACUGAACUGGCUAAUGUGGGUAGACAACAGGAGGCAGUGCUUGCAACUGUUUUGCCGGAGGAGCCUGGAAGCUUCAAACAAUUUUGUGAACUGGUGGGGCCUAUGAAUAUCACUGAGUUCAAGUAUAGAUGUAGUUCUGAUAAAGGAGCCGUAGUUUUGUACAGUGUUGGUGUUCACACGGUUUCUGAACUUGAAGCAAUGAAGCAGAGGAUGGAAUCUUCUCAGCUUAGAACUUUCAAUCUUACAGCAAGUGAUUUGGUUAAAGACCACUUGCGGUAUUUGAUGGGAGGCAGAUCAAAUGUUGAAAAUGAGGUUCUAUGCCAGUUUGUUUUCCCGGAGAGGCCUGGUGCUUUGAUGAAGUUCUUAGACACUUUUAGUCCACGCUGGAAUAUUAGUUUGUUCCAUUAUCGUGGUCAGGGUGAAACAGGAGCAAAUGUUCUAGUCGGGAUUCAAGUCUCAAAGAGUGAGGAGGAGGAGUUUGUCCGCCGUGCUGAUAGCCUCGGAUAUGACUACGUAGUGGUAAACAAUGACGAGAAUUUUCAACUUUUGAUGCAUUGAUCAGAUUUGGUUCCAACAGUAGUCACGUUCCUAAUGCACAUGUUAAAGCAUCAUUCGCGGAGGGGCUUCCAAUCCUCUUAAACUGCUACUGGAAUAGCAGGUGAUGGCCACAUUCCUGAAAUCAUUUUUGUAAUUUAUGGGAGUUUUUGCAAUAAGAGUGGUUAGGGUUUUGGUUACAGUUGGCCAUAUUAGAUGACUAGUUUCUCUUGCCAUGUACGCUUUAC